UGACAACAAAGGGACAUGCCGACCUAAACUCAAGGUACUGUAGAAUGUUUCAAACCCAAUUUAAUUUAUUCAACAUUGAAGAAAGGAAAAUUACUUAUUGAAUACACAAUAUAUUUGUCAGCAUUGUUUAUCAUUUGCACCUUGCAGCAUCUUGACAAAACAUACAACACCCAUCCAUAUAUUUAAUAUUCUUUAAUUAUUUAUGUUGCUCUAGAAAGCAAAUUUCAAGUUUCUUUUAGUUUAAAUAAUUCUCUCUCACUUGUAUGAAAUACUUCACAAUUGCUAAACCAGGUUUUGACAAAUAGCGGUUUGUACAGAAUACAAACACAAAACCCGUCACACUCCAAGCCACAACUUACCUUCGAUUGACACUUUAACAAGAGCACAUCUAGAAAUUUAGCCAGAGUGGAUUUAGUUCAUAUGUGUUGAGGCUUGUUAGAUUACUGACCACCUGAAUUAGUGACCAUUGUGUUGUUUUAAUGAUAAAUGAGGAGUGAAAUUGUUUGAUUUUAAGAUAAGCUUUGUGUUUAUCAGCACUUAUAUUUAACUUGGUAACAUACAGUAAAAACACAAGUUACAUUACGCUAUUAAAUUCCUGAAAACACAAUCACAAAAAUACAUGCACACAAUCAGAAAGGCUUCCACGAGGAUGAUGGAGAAAUAAAUAAAGUUGCAACGUAAGGACAUUUAAUUCAGGAAUACGCUAAUUAAUCUCCUGUGGUUCAUUAACAUGUGCCUCAAGAUCCCAAAGGCGUAGAACAUUGUGUUGCUUUUUGUCUUUCUGACAGCCUAACGGGGAUCGUCUCACCAGGCCGCAGCACAGCGACACCUAUGUUAUCGGUUUUCUGUCCUGAUGACACACGUAGAAUAACCUUCUUUCAUUGGCUCCAACAGGAGUGUCUCAAGUUGUCUUACUGCACCUGCAAAGAUCGAGAAGGACAAAAUAGCACAGGAGUCAAUAUACUGGUGCAUACCAUGCCAGCAGCAUGCAGGAGGACGGGUAACUGAAUUAUAUCCACUUUGAUAUUGAAGUGAUGAGAAAACAUGCUUAAAGACCUACUGCUGUUAAAACCUCAUAGACAAGUUUGGUGAGAAAGCGGCUGCAAUGGCGGAGCACAUUGGGGAAGAUGGAGAGAGCACGCUUAUUGGAAUGGGACUUCGUGUCUCCGUGUCCCCCGUGCAAACUGCUUUUUACAUCAUGCUGGUGACUCUGGGCAUCCUGGGAAAUUUCACCGUCGUUGGCGUGAUCGGUAAGAGUAUAGCAACGGACCACGUUGGGGGACGUAACUCGGACAUCAUCAUCAUUAACAUGGCACUGUCUAGCCUGCUGGUGUCUGUGAUGAGGAACAUACCGCUUGUCAUCUCUGACAUUGGACUGGAGCUGUACUCUUCCAAAGAGUGGUGUCAGGUCCUCAUGGGCCUCUGGGUGUGGCUGCGGUCGGUGAAUGUGUGGUCCACGCUCUUCCUCAGUGCGUUCCACCUCCAGACGUUGAGGCGCGUGGCUCCCACCGCGGUGAGCCGUAACGGGCCCCGGGGCCUUCCCAAGACCCUGCUGCUCAGUCUGACCCUCAUCUGGCUUCUCAACUUGGUUUACUCCAUUCCUGCUCAUAUCUUUUCCACUAGCGGAGACGUGAACAGCACAGAGACCCUGAUGCUGGUGAGCAGCACAACGCGCCCCCUGCUGGGCUGCGUGUGGAACUUCCCCUCCAGCUACAGCGGUCUGGCCUAUGCAACCACGUCGAUGGUGAUCCACGAGACUAUUCCCAUAAUCCUAAUGGCCAUUACCAACCUGGGCUCCCUGUACACACUCUACACCCACAGCAGGGUGCGCAGUACAGAUGCUCCGGUCAUAAAGCGGGUUCCCGCUGAAAGACGGGCGGCCAAGGUGAUUCUCACUCUCAUAAUGCUCUUCAUAGUAUCGUGGGGAACUAGCAUUAUCUCUGUCAACUAUUUCAACUACAACAGGGGCUCUUCUGCAGAGUAUCUUCUGAUCAUUGCUCGUUUUGCCAACAUCAUCUUCAUUGCAAUGUCCCCUAUUGUUCUGACAUUCGGCCACCGCCGGCUGCGUUCUUUCGUCAAGUCUACACUCUCUCACUGACAGAUACCAUGUGCA
Messenger RNA from Gasterosteus aculeatus aculeatus (three-spined stickleback), 2113 nucleotides. The record is from RefSeq and is a predicted model, not a curated record. NCBI's taxonomy places the organism in Eukaryota, Metazoa, Chordata, Actinopteri, Perciformes, Gasterosteidae.